This is a messenger RNA of Homarus americanus (American lobster), 9006 nucleotides long. RefSeq names its product probable methyltransferase TARBP1. The record is from RefSeq and is a predicted model, not a curated record. Gene Ontology annotation, molecular function: tRNA (guanine) methyltransferase activity; RNA binding. Gene Ontology annotation, biological process: tRNA methylation. Lineage: Eukaryota; Metazoa; Arthropoda; Malacostraca; Decapoda; Nephropidae. The coding region runs from base 307 to 5100 and encodes 1597 amino acids. The transcript has 13 exons.
AUCCUUGUGUAGAGACUCCUUGGUGGGAGGUCAGGUGAACGCGGCCGUCAAGACUCCUUGGUGGGAGGUCAGGUGAACGCGGCCGUCAAGACUCCUUGGUGGGAGGUCAGGUGAACGCGGCCGUCAAGACUCCUUGGUGGGAGGUCAGGUGAACGCGGCCGUCAACAUAAACAAACACACGUUGUCUGUCAGCUGAGGAGGACGUCAUCCCACUGGAGGACGUCAUCCCACUGGCUGUAUAUAGACAAGAGAGAGAGAGGCUGUAAUGUUGUGUUAACCGCAUGUAUUCCUAUAUAGUGAAGCACAAUGGCUGCUGAACUGUUGCGUUUGGGAUUACUAGACGACCAACAGUACCAUAUGUUAUUGAAGAAACUGAUAAAUGAUACUGAAUUUUCUGUUAUUACUUGUGAGAUACUUAUAAAGGCUGUAGAAGCUAAAGAAGGAGCUAAUAAAUCUUCCGUUGAUGUCUCACAAGAUGUAGAAUUGUAUAAUUUGUAUCAGGAGUUAUUAGAGCAUUGUCUCUUACCUCGGCUACAUAAGAUAAUUGGGAAUUAUUCUUAUGCUGUGCAGAAUAAUCAUUAUCUGCUUCCUCAUGUUCGUGAUGCAGAAAAAAACAAAUCAAGUUUAUUAUCAUUGGAUGACUUGCUCUCCCAAGAUCAUAAUUUGAAUGACCAGGAACUUGAAGAGUCAUCAGAUAAGCUGUUGAGGGAUGAUGAACUUAUACUGGUGCCGAAACUAUCACGAAUAAUUGUUGUAAUAAUGAAGAUGGUCUCAGGCUUAUCAAAAUCACAAAUACAUACUGGAAAUAGUGAUGUAAUUGAUGGCGAUUCCUUAGAUAAAAAGAGUAUCACUUCGCUAAAGACAAUAUUCGAGGGUAUAAGUCAAAACCUUCCCGUGCGUCACCUUGAUGCAGUCGUAGACGAAGAGCAUCAUAAAGUGAAGGUGUUGUCACUAAUAUUUGCCAAUCUGUUGAAGGAUGGCUGGUGUUUACGGCACUGCAGUCUCCGUCGGGCUAGCCGGAUAGUUUUGGACGUGUCGCUGGCGGUGAUUAAAGCGUCUCCCGAUGCUGACAUAACUGCACUCCUUCUUAUGUUGAUUAUCCAGCCAUUCUUAGACUUUAAGAAUGAUGACAAGAAUGAAGUUAUUCACAAGUUAUGGCACAUUGUUAAGAACUUUUAUAUUGUUGAUGGUAACUUCAUAACAGUGGAGAAGAAUACAACAGGGUUCUUGAUACUCUGCUUUAUGGCAACUCAUAUGUUUGAAGAUGGAUGUUUCUCUCUAAUUGGAGGUGAUGAUAUAUUGUGGAAGAUUAUUCAGUUUGGCCUUGUUCACACCAACCCACUGUCAAGAAAGAGAUGUCAAUAUGUUCUCAAAAGAUCCGUGGAUUAUUUUUCGUCGGAGUCAAUAACGAAACUUAAAUCAGAGUAUAUAAGUUGGCCUCGGGAUAAAAAUGACGAGGUAAUAAGGUUUUGGAAUGAUUUCUUUCUCCUCGUUGAAAGUCUGGAGGAGAAGCAAGCCCAUGUUGUAAGACCUGUCCUGGAAAAGUUGGAUCAUUUAAUUAAUAUGUGUUGCAGUACUGAACACAUAUUUCAUAUUUCCUGGACUCUUGUAAUAUUCAAGAGGAUUUUUGACCAAGAUAAUAAGAAUAUAAAGCAAUGGGGAUUAAUGAAGAUACUGAGGUUAAAGUUAUCACAGGAAGUACUGGUUAAGGGUGUUCUCUUCUUUGUAAGGUUACAUGUACUGCCUGCACUAAGUGACUACUGCCUUUACUCUCGUGAUGCAGGUCAGCGCCCACGAACUCCCUCUACUGUUGGGGACCAGCUUGUAUUAUUUUUAGAGAAUAUCAUUGUGUCCUUGGAUGUAACCCAACAGAAAUACUUUAUGUGCUCUCUCUUAGAAACUCUUUUUGAUGGAAGAGCUUGGGGUGGAAUACCUUUGUUUUAUCUCAUUCGAGGACUGUCACUCAUGCCAAAAACUGCUGUUUGGAGUUUUAAAGUUGUUAAGAGUGCUGUCUCUAAUUUUGAGGGCUGUCUUAGUACCCAGGAAGUAGUUUUACGGUCAGCAAGUCAGUGUGAUCUUUUAAAGGCAGUAUUUAAGCACCUGGUACCUGAAGUAACUUUUCUUGAAAUUUGUGAUAUUGUAGGUCAUUUUAGAAGGAAGGAAAGUUGGUGUCGAGGUACAGUCCUGUGGAACACCAUUAUUAAGGAGCUUGACACCUUCCAGGAAACUUGGCAAAAUAGAUUUUUAUUAAUUGAAUUAGCCAUUAACAAAAGCCUCUCUUCCUCAGAAACUAUUCAUCCUCAUGAUAUUGCACUGGGAGUAAAUCUGCUUCUUGAUAGCAAUUCACUUCCUGAUGAUGUACCAGAAAGAUCUUGUGUCAUUGCCUUAUUAAAUCCAUUAAGUAAUUUCUUAAGGGACUGUCACAUACGACCAUACCUGGACCACAAGAAGCUCACGUGGGUUAUGGAGAUGUUAACUCAGACACUAGAAAUAUUUACUGAUGUUCCUUCAGACUGUCCACAGAGGCCUGAUAAGUCUGGUAAACAUGUGUCAUGCUUGGUUGAAGGUAUUGACUGUAUAGCACAAUUAUUUAUCAGAGAGAUCAGGAGGUACAACCAGCCUUAUGAUAUUGAAAUAAUAUCUCACUACCUAAGUUUAUUUACUCAGUGUAGAAACUUAGAAAACCUGAAAGAUGUAUUAAAUGUGCACUACCCAGAGCUACUUCAGGUAUGCCAUGUUCUUCUAGGUCAAGAUAACGCUGUCAAGAACGCCUUUGGUGUUCUUCUACUGGAACAUUUAUUAGCACAGUAUUAUGGUAAUACAUCAUCUGUCAUUAAAGAAGACAUGAUGAAUCUUGUGUAUGAGAAGGUCAUCUGUAACAUAGAGAAAGUAACUCCCAGGAGACAAAUUGACGGGUAUAAUUCCACCGAGUUUACGUCAAAGCUGCUGCUGGAAACCACUCGUAGUCGGUGGUGUUGUGUGUGGCUUCUGGUGCAACAGAGUGUAUCACUGAAGGAAGAAGAAUAUGUGAGGUGGAGAAAAAUAAAAACUGCUACAAUAUCUGCUUUACCAUCUGCUGCUAAUGCUGCUGGAACAAUGAACGUGUUGCUCGUGUUUCAAUUAGCUGUCAGUUUAUCACCUUCCAUAAUAGAGAACGGAAUGUGGGAGGAGCUAACAAAGGUCAUGUGGGACUCAUCUCGGGAGUUUCGGAAGGGUUGUGACCUUUACCGAUCGCUCAUUGGCUGUGUCACUGAUCUUCUCUUUUAUGAGGAUGCCAUAACCAAGCCAGAGUGCCACGGAUUCAUUAUUCAGAUGUCCCAGUGGAUGAGGGUUACUGGGAUAGUUGUUCAAGGGAUUGCUUCUCACAUGUCCAGGAGUUUGGUCACCAGUUUAGUAAAAAUCCAGAAGAAAGCCCUUGUGGACCCCACACCUUAUAGAGAUAUAAUACAAGACAUUCUUGUACCUUUACUGAUGUUUGGCAGUGUUUUUCGGAAGCAGUAUAAAGUUAUACAUGACACAACAGAGUUCAUCCAAGACUGUGGACGGUUAUACAGCACUAAUUCACUCAUAGAAAGUGAUCAUGAUGCUGACUCAAGAGCUCGUGCAAUUGCCUUAAGAUAUCUGCUGACAUUAGAUAAAGAAAAGCCCAAGGACAGAAACUGGGCUCUGGUGGUUGCAGAAGGAAUAAAAACCCAGUAUACUUGUUGUACAGGAGAACGCAGGGAUUUCGCCAAUUCACAGAAGCACAGAUACAAAACAAGACUCCUGCAAGCCUUUCUUUUGAUACUUCCACUAUUAGACAAGAGUGAAUGUUCCAAAGACCUGGCGUGGUUAUGCAAAGGUCUGAUCAAGGACCACCAACAGCCGAGUGUUCGCUACUUGCAGGAGUGGGGCGUGUCUCUCAUCACCAUACUCCACCCACAACUCUUUCCUGACCUCCUUUCUCACUUCCUCCAGGGCACCAAGGAAAGAGUCGGAUGUGUUGGGUCGUUCCUGGCGGCCCUGACCCACGUGGCCUGUACCUCAGAGGAUGAUGAGGUGCUGUGCCAGUCUCUGCAGUACACUCUACCGUGGUGCAUGGCUCAACACUUCAACACCCGACUGUACGCUCAGGUAUCACUGAGGAAAAUGUGGCAUCACUGUGAAGCUAAACAGGUGACGGCAGUUUUGAGGAGAUACGAACCAGUGCAACAGUGCCUACAGUUUGUGGUAGAACACGGCAACUCUGCGAGAAAUACUCUCAACAUGCUCAAUGAUUUCUACUUCAAGGUGUUUCAUCCCAUUCAACAUUACACUCUGGAGACAAUUCUUCAUGACUUGCCGUGUCUAUCUUUGCUGGCGGAUGAUGAAUGGUUGACGAUAGAUUUCUUCUUAGGAGUCAUGGACACACAGGACCUUCCAUUGUGUGGUGACCUGCCCCUUCACAACGCUGACCAAGUCCUGGCUGAGUCACUACCUGCGCCUUGGGUGAUCAAAGCUGCAGGAGACACUUCUCCAGUAGAAGACAAAGAUGGCCCUAGUGAAUCCACAAACAAUGUGCAAAGGAAAAUCACUCCCUGGAAGUCGAUGGUCCCAGAGAUUACUGCAUCACUGGAUUUACCUGAACAGCCUGAAACACACCCGAGUCGAGGAGCUUUGAUCGUAGUGGCUUCUCUCAUUGAUAAACCACCAAACCUCGGAGGGUUGUGUCGAACUUGUGAAGUGUUCAGCGUCAAGGAGUACAUUGUGCCGUCCCUUAGUAUCUUGGAGGACCCAACGUUUAACUCCCUGUCUCAAACGGCCCAACAGUGGGUGCCCAUGAAGGAGGUAAAGCCUGAUUGUCUUGCGCAUUACCUGAGAACUCUGCAAAAUGAAGGUUACACAUUAGUGGCUGCUGAGCAAACCGCGAAUAGCAUUAAACUGUCCGAGUACAGCUUCCCAGAGAGGACAGUUGUGAUUCUAGGGAAUGAAAGAGAAGGGAUCCCAUGUGAACUGCUUCAGCUGCUUGAUGUGUGUGUGGAAAUCCCUCAGACUGGCAUCAUUCGGUCUCUCAACGUACAUGUGUCCGGCGCUCUCUUCAUCUGGGAAUAUACUCGGCAGCAUCUCAAGAAGCUCGCCUAGUUCUUCCUCCUUUAUCACAAUUUAUUGAUAAUUGAAUUAUAUAAAUUAUAUAAAUUUACAUUCACUUUUUUAAGACUGGACAUUUAUUCCCUUCUUAUUCAAUGAUUGACACAGGUAUUUGCCUCUUUAACCCUUCACUACGGGGACGCCACUUUUAAUAUUUUAUUCGGCUCACAGGCGACCUCGUACACAAGGGUUAAAAUGAACUACAAAUAUGAAUGCUGUUACUUAUCAAAAUUUAAAUUUUUAUAGUUUUGAGUACCAUGGUUAUUGUACAGUAGUUGGAAAAAUAUAAUAAUAAUAAUAAUUAAUGGUUUGUUGAAAGAGCAUGGCAGCCGGAAGACUGAAAAUAUACAGUUACAUACUCUCUGGAGUCUGUUUUCUUCCAUAGUUAUACUAAUAUUUAACAUUAUAUACUGUACUGUACAAUGUAAUGAUUCAAGUUUUCUGCAGGCAGGUCUCUUAUAUAAUUUAAGGUGUGGUCAGUUUACACCCCAUCAGUACUUACUACUUAUACAGGAUGACAAACUUUCCACAAUUAAAUAUACUGUAAUCUUUUACCUUCAGGGAAGGUUAUUGCUACGGCCACUGUGUGUACAAGUAUCUUUUAGUAUUAUAUAAAGUGGUAAGUUUGGCUUAUACAGAUGUAUGUAGAAGAGACUCAGUGUUAUGCUGUGAUAUUUGUAGCGAUGAUGACACAAAAUAUUUGUAUUUCGUUACUUUGAUAACAUUCAUUACAGACUGUAUCUUGCAUCCUAAAUCACAUAUUGUACAUACAUAAGAUGCUCUUCCAGUUAUGAACAUUCAACUUAGGUCAGAGAUAUGAUUAUGAACAAACCUGUACUGUACUGUACUGCCUACAGAAUUAUUAGAAGCUAUUUAUAUAUUAUAAUACUAUUAAAGACUGGUAAGAUAUACUCAAGAGUAAUGUGCUGUGUUUAUUAUUGGAGUAUAGCUUUACUGUACAUCCUUUAUUUUUUUAUUUUUUUACAGUAUGUUCAGUAUCUACAAGACUAAAGUUCGACUUAUGAACAAGACUCAGGAAAGUAACUCAUUAGCAAGUUGAGGAGGACCUGUAUUAGGGAAAGUACACUGUACAGUAUAGGUGAAAAGUAUACUGUACUUGAACUAACUUUAUUUUCCCAUUAACAGUAAAGUACACAUAAUUGUUAACAAAAUUAAUCACUGUACAAGGUAGUACAUCACACUACUAUACAGUAAUUACAGAAACUUGACCUCUUCGUCUGGCCUCUUAUACAGUACAAUGUUAUUCUUACAACCAGGUCGUAAGUCGAAAAGGCGAAAAUAAUACAUAGAAAUUCUAAAAUUGGUGUCUCUUUUUCUUCUCAGCACCACGAGAACUCUCACUUUUACGCUUGCCAUCCAUUUUAAAGGGAAUUACAAACGAAAUUUUUCUCAGUACAUGGCGCGAUCACUAACGUCGGGACUCGAAAAUACAUAAUGUGAAAAUUAUUUUUACGACCAUGUGCGUCGUAUGUCCGGGUUGUUGUAAGUCGAGGAGAGACUGUAUGUGUUUCUACAGUUAGAGAAUAUUUGUUUGGGAUGGACGGGUGAGGAGUAAUGCGACUCCACAAAAUUCUUUACAUUGUAGUCACGACCCAAAGCUAAAUCAGUAGGCAGGCUCACAACCCACAGUGAAUACAGUACAAUAAUUUUUAAAAAAUCUCAUUUUUGGAACAGUUAUUUUGCACUCUAUGUGAUUUUGAUUUAUGCAAUGUUUUAAAUACCAUGCACAGACACUCCAUUUAUACCUGUUUUUAGUUUAUGCGAGCCAGAUUUUGAAGAAACACGAUCCAAAAUACAACAAACUCAAUCAUAGGCAGGCAGCUUUGAUGACGAUAACGGUCUCAUGACCCAACUGAACAGCUCAGCGACUCAAGUUUAGGUCACGACUUUUACUUUAAGAUCCACUGCUGCAGAAGGUUUGGUCAGAACUUUGCAUAAUAUUGUAACUACCAGGUUUUUCUUUUUGUUAUAUAUUUUUUUACUUCUUUAUAAUUUUAGACUAAUUUAAAUGAAUCAAUAAAACGAAAGUAAAGAUGAACUGAACAUUAAAAACUCUGCCAUUACUGAGAAAAGUCUAGCCAUUUUUAGCCUGAUAUAAAUACAGUACUGUGUGUUCAUUAGUUUUAAAUGACAUUACUGUACUUCAAUUAAUAAGAUUUAGUUUUACUUCCUAAUCAAGUGGUAUAAGGCUGAUGCUACAGUUAUUGUGCGAAUGAUAAUACUUCCAGCACUUAUUUCGACAGUAAAUUCAAAGUUCAGUUAAUAAUAAAGUGACUCCCAAACCAUAGAACUUUAUAUCUCUUCCUCACUAUACACUUGUCUACUACUCUCUGUGAUUCUGUUCCCUUGCACUGUGGUGUCAUAAGUAACUUGGUGUUGCCGUGCCAGAUGAUAAUUACUGCUGGUCACUCGGUUACUUUACAUCCUCCCCUUCAUUAACUGUACUGUAGUCUCACUUCUCCAUAGACCUGUCACCUUUUCCCCAUAGUACAGGUGAACCCCGAUAGCCGACGUCCUGUUGACUGUCGAUUCGCAUAACCGAAGAUUACAUAUAUGGGAAAUACUCCGUUAAUUUAAUUGAUACCCCGGAAAUCCAACGAUCGGCAGAGUUGGCGUGAUGAAAAUUCUUUACACCAGAGGGCUGUGUGUACUGCCUCUCUCUCAUUCCUGACAUCUAUAUUCUUGUUUACACUUACUAUGUGUCUCUGACUUUGUGUUUUUUCGUUAUUUUUUACUUAAUGUGUCACUCAAUCAUGCCUGAACACCCCAGCAAUAGUUCUUCUUCUGGGCAACUUGAUGUGAUGUGAUAAGGCAUAAUAAGAGUGGUGAUGGACCAGCAAAGAGUGGUAGAGCCGUGAACUUGCCACCCUAGACUGUCUCAACCCAUCCUCGACACAGGUUAAUAACAAUCUCAAAUUAUACUGUACUUUACAUUGCUUAUUUAAGGCUAAUUGUGCUUGUUUUAUGUCUGCUUUAUUUUCUUGCUUGACAGUGUGCAGUACAGUAUAUCAAGGGUAGAUGGGAAUUUCUGAGGGGUGGCUGGACCCUAACCCCCUGAAUUUGUUAUGUUCUUAUGGGAUUAAUUGUUUCAAUAACCGUUGAUUCACUAACCAACUGUUUGUCCCGGUCCCUCUAUGCGUCAGUUAUCGGGGUAUACCUGUAUUGUACACCUGUUCUCACUAUACAAUACACCUGACCCUUAUUAUACAUUUGUCUCCACCUUUGUUAUGUAUCCAUCUCCUCUUUACUAAGGACGCACUGGAACAACCGGCCACAACCACAACUUUCUUAAUUAGUUAGUGAUUCAUGACUUAAAUAUAAAGGAACAUAAUUUAUUGUUAUGUAUUUAAUAUUUCUAAUAGUGUUUAUAUAAUGUUACAUAAAAAAUGCAUCGAAUCGUUACAAUUUAAAGUAUAUUGAAGAAUGUAUAGCAGGAAAAUUAUUAUUAUAUUAAAUUGUAUUUUUUGUACAUGAUACUAGUGUAAUUAAUAAGUUGAUUAGUGGCGUAGACAACCAUAUAAAAAUGUUAACGUACAGUUGUGGACAAAAAGAACUCGGCAGGGAGGGAGUGUAAGCUAUGUCUGCCUUGUAAUUAAACCCCCCCCAAGAUUUUUAUUUGUGCUGUGGAAAGAGAAUUAUAGACCUUAACUGCCACCUUGAUGUGACGUUGCUAAAUCUCCACCUUCCUUGCACCAGCUCCUCCUUCCCUGAGAAAUUCUUUUUGUCUACAACUGUACUUGUAUGAUACUGAAAAUGGGAACAGGGAGAAAACACUGAAGCUGAGAGUGAGAUAUCUUCAAGAACUUUUAUGGGAACAACUAAAUACUUUGAUAUAUUGCACUAACACUAAUACUGUAUGCCAAUAAAGAGAAAAUUAUA